Messenger RNA from Dalotia coriaria, 2086 nucleotides. Its product is annotated as E3 ubiquitin-protein ligase SIAH1A-like. The record is from RefSeq and is a predicted model, not a curated record. The transcript has 5 exons. Gene Ontology annotation, molecular function: zinc ion binding; ubiquitin conjugating enzyme binding; ubiquitin protein ligase activity. Gene Ontology annotation, cellular component: cytoplasm. Gene Ontology annotation, biological process: proteasome-mediated ubiquitin-dependent protein catabolic process; multicellular organism development. Bases 376 to 1263 code for a protein of 295 amino acids. Lineage: Eukaryota; Metazoa; Arthropoda; Insecta; Coleoptera; Staphylinidae.
AGUGUGUUGACAUUUGGCUAGAACUGCCAGAAGUGAAAUGGCGUCAACACCGUCGUCGCAUUCGCGUUAGAAUCAUCGUUAUCAGGGAGUCCUUGCUGUCCUCGCUCCUGCAGCCGCCUGCGCACGAUAAUGUUCAACGAGCUUUACACGUUCCGCGCGAGAGAGAAGCGCCGCGAGUCGAUGCGGAAGUGAUAUCGCCGCCGCCGUCGUCGUCGGAUGGGUGCGAGGGGUGUGCACUGAGUCGCAGUCCGCAGCCCCCACGUUUACCAUCCCCAGGUUUUAUUUCAAUUUAAUUAUAUCUCUCUCUCUGUCUCUUCUCGCCGCGAAACGGUUAAUUGAUAAAAUUUAGUGUAAUUUAAGUUCGAAUUGGUUAAAAUGGCUCAACCCAUACCCAAUCAGAAGCGUAAUCGCGUGUCGGUGACCGUCGAGCCGUCCGGAUCAUCUUCAGGCACUUCUGCUUCAUCCAACAAUCAGCUGUCGCAGAUUCCCAAUCCUGGUACUCUGACUGAUGAAUUGGCCGCGCUGUUCGAAUGCCCGGUUUGUUUCGAUAUGGUACUGCCGCCGAUUAUGCAGUGCCAAGUGGGGCAUUUGGUUUGUGCCAGCUGCAGGCCCAAGUUGACAUGUUGUCCCACCUGUAGGGGCACUCUAGGUGAUAUAAGAAAUUUGGCGAUGGAGAAGGUGGCCAACAACCUGAUGUUUCCAUGCAAACACAAACAGAAUGGCUGCCGGAUGUCGCUUGGGCUCAAUGAGAAAGCCGAGCAUGAAGAAAUCUGCGAAUUUCGGCCCUAUAGUUGUCCAUGUCCGGGCGCUUCAUGUUCCUGGCAGGGUCAAUUAGAAAAAGUUAUGAUUCACUUAAAGCACGCGCAUCAAAACAUUACCACUUUGAACGGUGAAGACAUCGUUUUUCUGGCGACGGAGAUCAAUCUGCCUGGGGCUGUGGAUUGGGUGAUGAUGCAGAGUUGUUUUGGGCAUCAUUUUAUGCUCAUUCUGGAGAAGCAGGAGAAGGUGGAUGGGCAUACGCAGUUCUUUGCUAUUGUGCAGUUGAUUGGCUCGAGGAAACAGGCGGAACAUUUUGCCUACAGAUUGGAAUUAAACGGUAAUCGCCGUAGACUGACCUGGGAAGCAAUGCCGCGCUCGAGUCACGAAGGCGUCGCCUCCGCCAUCAUGGGCUCCGAUUGCCUGGUGUUCGACACGUCGAUCGCGCAGCUCUUCGCCGACAACAACAACCUGGGCAUCAACGUUACCAUAUCGGUGGUGUGCUGAGCGCGCGGCGCGCGUACAGUUGAGUAUCGAGGCGCCUGUGACGCGCUCCCCACACACACUCAGCAGACUUUGGUUGGUUUUUAUUUAUUCUCAUUAUGCAACACAAGAACCGAAUGAACACCAAGAUAUCUCUAGUUAUCAAUAGCCACACACUUGGAAUAUCAGUAAGAAGAUGUUGUUACUUAUAAAAUAAGAUUAAACGAGUUAACGAAUACACACUUGACUCUUGCGUAAAGAGUUUUCUGGUUUUCAUUGUGAACAGACUGACUGAUGGAGGAAACAAAAGUAAUCAGAUGAAUAUGUAUGAUGAUUGGCGUGGCAACGUAUUUGUUGGUUGGCGUGAAGGAGAAAACUAUUUUUAAACACAGAAAGAUGCUAAGUGAUAAAAAACGAACAAGAUACUUAUGAGGGCUUUUGUUUUAUGUUUGUGAUAACUAGCUGUUAAGAGUGUUUACUGAUUAUGUCCCGGGAAUAUCUUCAUUUUUAUUUUCGUUCUUGUUUUGUUCAUUAUUUCUCGAAUUCUUGUUUGUUUUACUUUUGUUCAAUUAUUUCAAGAGGAGUUGAUGAUAGGGUAACGGAAUUGGCGUUUUGUUCGUUUGUAUCGUUUGCAUGAGGCACUUGAUGGCAGCUAAUGUUUGACGGAUAGUCGCAAGUGAUGCUGAGAAAGAGGUGUUUUGCUUUUUCCUUUUGUACAUUUCACACUCGGUUGCGUUUACCUGGUAACUAUCAAAUAGCGCAGGCGAUUUGUCAAAGGAUACUUUGUAAAAUAACACUUAAAAUACAAAAUACAAAUUUAUAUAAAAUAAAAUAUUAAACUUGAAAA